Messenger RNA from Rotaria sp. Silwood2, 2859 nucleotides. The record is from the annotation of a GenBank genome assembly. NCBI's taxonomy places the organism in Eukaryota, Metazoa, Rotifera, Eurotatoria, Philodinida, Philodinidae.
AUGAGUUCAGAUGUGACAUCUGGCAAUGAAAAUGCCAAUGAUGUAUCACCUUUACCUUCCACUCCAACAACGACUUUAGAAUAUAGUCGGGCAGUAUCUCAAGAUUUACGUUAUCUUGACGAUGCUCUGACUCAUGCUAUUGAUCAAUUGACAAUAUUCAGUAGUGAAACAAUGUGUGAUCUUUCACUUAAAUAUGAAUUAAUGCGUAAUAAUGAAAGUCGUGUUAUUGGAUUUUUCGCUCGUCAAUUGACGUUAUUACAAAUGCAAAGAAACAAUGGACAAAAUGGUGGUUUUCACACUGAAUAUUCUAAACUUGAUCGUUUUUUAUCUGUUAUUAAUCUCAAUAAAAAGUCUAUUGAAUAUAUUGUACAACGAAUUACAUUUGAUGAUCUAUUAAAUAACAAAACGCCAGCAUACGAACAAAUUUUAUAUGACGCUGGAACAACAGAUACUGAACGAAAAGAUUUUUGUAGUGCACUUACUGCACUUAAAGGUUGCAUUGAUUAUUUUUCUAAUGGCGGUACAAAUGAUAAUGGGCGUUUUUAUUGGCAUACAGAAAUACCAACGACACCCACAACUUCUCAACAUCGUUUGUCAGAUACAGUUCUUCCAACUCCACCCAAUACUGAAUCUGUGAGAUCAAAAUCUGUAUCUUCGUCGAUCUCAACUGAUUUUGGAGCUACGACGAAUAAUAAUAAUAAUAAUCAAAUGACAGUACCAUUAUCUCCACAUACACGACGAAAUAAUCCAUCUCAUACACCACCUCCAUCUCGUUUAAAUCAUUUAUAUGUAAAUGACAAAGGCAGAUGUGAACAUCCAAGUAAGAAAAGUACAGUUGAUCCAUCGAUUUUUAAUACUAAUACGAAUCUAUCUCGAAAUACAGAUCUACAAUUACCGAAUGAGGGUAAUUCAUCUCGUCGAAGUUCAUAUGGUUCAGAUUCAGAAAGUCGUUUACCUUCUGAAUUUGAGCACAGUAAUAAGAAUGAAAUAAAUAGUUAUGCUCAUCAAUUGGCUAUGCGUAAAAUUGCUAUGAAAUUUCAUACAAACUCAUCACAUUCUAAUUCAUCAUCUACCAAAAAACGACAACAUGUGGAUAUUUAUCAACAAUACAAUGAAAAUGAUGAAAAUAAACCUUCAUUGAUAGCAAGAAAAAAAUUAUGGCCUAAAUCUAAUUCAAAAGAUGGUUCAGCAACACCUAAAUCACCUACAAUUCGUUCUCCAACAAUGUCAAGUUCACCAUUAGGUUCAGCACAAAAUAGUGAUACUGAAAAUGAUCCAAAAACACCAGAAGCACUCACAUAUAAUACUUCGUCACCUAUUCUUAGACAUCGAAUGGCACAUAAAAUUCAACAUAAGUUUGACAGAACACGUGUUUUCAAAUUUUCCUUUUGCGACGUCUGUAGGAGACAGGUGUUUCGAGGAAAAGCAUGUCUUCAUUGCAAAUACAAAUGUCACAAAGAAUGUGUACAACAUGCUCCAGCUAAUUGUGGUUUUAGGGAAGGUAAAUUGAGACGAGCAAUUGACAAUACAGAUAUUCAAAAUGCUCUUGCUAGUUCCAGUCCAUUGCCACGUAAAUAUCCAUUUCUACCGUGGGAUAGUACAAGUCCAACAGCAACAACACCGAUAUCUGCACCUGAAUCACCAGCAACACAUCCUCCAACGUCUGGUUAUCAUUUUAAUCCAUCUAUUUAUAUUAAAGAAUCAAUUUAUGCCAAAGCUCCUGAAUCUCACUCAGAUAGUGAUACAAAUUCAACAAUUCAAACAGAUACAGGAACAAGUUUAACAGAUUCAACCGUGACAACACAUAGUAAACUAGUACGACAAGUAUCACAAAGUGAACCACCACAUCCUAGACGUGAAGAUCUUGUUAAAACAAAACUUUUUGAUAUUAAUUCAUUUGAUGAUGAUGAAGCUGAUCCAGAUAAACGAAAUACGAAUCUUGCGACUUCACUACAAGCUUGGGUUAUUACGUUUAAUAACAUUAAAAUCAUUGAAGAAGUACGACGUUCAUCUGGAACAUUAAUGAAAGCUCAUUGGCAUGGUGAAAUAGCUGUACGAAUAAUAAAACGUGAUUCAAAAAUGGAUGAAAUUCAAUUUCUUAAUCAAUUUAAACAUCAAGUAUUUCAAUUGCGAAAAAUUCGACAUGAGCAUUUAAAUUUAUAUACAGGUGUUUGUAUUGAAAGUCCGAAUCUUGCAAUUGUUUCAAACUGGAUUCGUGGUUCAAAUCUAUUUGAAAUGAUUCAUAUUCGUAAUGAUUCAAUUCCACUUAAUACAGCUGUACAAUAUGCUGCUCAAAUAGCUCAAGCAAUGAGUUAUUUACAUGAAAAAUCCAUCAAUCAUAUGUCAUUACGUACAACAAAUAUAUUUGUACAAAAUAAUCGUAUUAUUUUAACUGAUUAUGGUUUAGUACCAUUAAGUAAAUGUUUUCGAUUAACAAAUCAACCAGCUAUUAUUGCACCACGUGGAUGGCUUAGUUAUUUAGCACCAGAAAUCAUACGUAAACUUGAUCCACGUAAUGAACAAACACUUUUACAACAUACACCUCAAACAGAUGUUUAUGCAUUUGGUACUGUUUGGUAUGAACUUUUAUUUCGAGAAUUUCCAUUUGCUAAACAACCACCAGAAUAUAUUAUUUGGAGAGCAGGAAAUUCACUCAAACAACCAUUGAGUAGUGUACAUAUAAGUAAAUAUGCAAAAGAUAUAAUUAAUCAAUGUUGGUCAUUUGUACCAGAUGAUCGACCUGAUUUUGCGAUGCUAUGUAAAUCAUUAAGCAAAAUGCCAGGUAAACGAACAUUAGUACGAUCUCCAUCAACUCCUCUUCAAUAUAAUACUCGACCACAUAUUGAAGCACAAUUUUAA